Helianthus annuus (common sunflower) is the source of this 3165-nucleotide messenger RNA. Its product is annotated as phosphatidylinositol 4-phosphate 5-kinase 2. Gene Ontology annotation, molecular function: 1-phosphatidylinositol-4-phosphate 5-kinase activity; ATP binding. The transcript has 8 exons. Lineage: Eukaryota; Viridiplantae; Streptophyta; Magnoliopsida; Asterales; Asteraceae. Gene Ontology annotation, biological process: phosphatidylinositol metabolic process. The record is from RefSeq and is a predicted model, not a curated record. Bases 457 to 2784 code for a protein of 775 amino acids.
CAUGACACGAAUGUAUAACACACAUCAACUAGGUGAAAUCUAUUUCUUCAUAUGAUUUGAGAAGAAAUGAAACCACCUAUGUUACAUACUAGCUAACAAGGGACUGAUUUUGCAAGGCAACCUAACCUAACCUAACCUCAUGGGGGAUUGUGAUUAAACAUGUGUUAAAAGGUAGAGACAAUGUUAAAUCACCAAAAAUACAUGGUGGUAUGAACGACGAGGCAAAGCAUAACCUAACGUUUUCCAACGCAACAAAAUGUAAUAUGCAUCUCAACACCACCACCACUCUUCCCUUUGCUUUCUAUCUCUCUCUCUCUCUCUCUAAACCCUACAAUUCUCCUCACUUUUCUGUUUCUCACUUUACCCUCAAAUUCCGACCAAAUUCCAACCGCUAGCAUAAUGCCGCUAACACCACCAGCUUCUUGAAAUCUCCACACAACAAUUUCAGUUUUCAACAUGCCGGAGCGAUUUACAUCAUCAUCUCCGUCAAUCAACGAAAACAAGAAAUCCGAAGAGGAAACAGAUGCAAAACCGCUAGUUUCCGUUGCCCGGAGAAGAUCUCAGGCCGCCGCCCGUCGUGUUACUCCGACGACCACCGUCUCCACUGCGGUUUUCUCCCCAGGUACAACAUCCACUGAAAAACACCUCCAGAACGGAGAUCUGUACAUCGGAAGCUUCUCCGGCAACGUACCGAACGGAUCUGGCAAGUAUUUAUGGUCUGACGGAUGUAUGUAUGAAGGCGAUUGGAAGAGAGGAAAAGCGUCGGGAAAAGGUAAGUUCUCAUGGCCGUCGGGCGCGACUUACGAGGGGGAAUUUAAGUCCGGCCGGAUGGAAGGUUCCGGCACGUUCACCGGCGUCGACGGUGACACGUACCGCGGCGCGUGGAUAGCAGACCGGAAACACGGUUACGGCGUGAAGCGUUACAGUAACGGCGAUUAUUAUGACGGAACGUGGAGACGGAAUUUACAGGAUGGACAAGGAAGGUAUGUGUGGAAGAACGGGAACGAGUAUGUUGGAGAGUGGAGAAACGGCGUUAUUAACGGCAGAGGGGUUUUGUGUUGGCCGAACGGAAACCGUUAUGACGGAAAUUGGGAAAACGGUGCUCCGAAAGGCCACGGGGUUUUCACGUGGCCGGACGGUGGGUGUUAUGUUGGUUGCUGGAGUAAAGAGAAUACUUUUAGUUUUAAAAAUCCAUUUCAGGUUCAACAGAUUGUUAAUGGGACGUUUUAUCCUGGAACUAAUAGUGCUGGGAAGUUAGGCUUUACGCAUAAGCUUUCUGCACCCUUUUUGGAGGAUAGUUUUGUCGUUUCCACUGCCAAAAAGCGGUCUUCCGUGGACUACGGGUCGAGAGGGAGUUUAACCGAAAGAGCGUUUCCGCGGAUAUGCAUUUGGGAAUCCGAUGGGGAAGCCGGUGAUAUUACGUGUGAUAUUAUUGAUAAUGUGGAAGCUUCGAUGCUGUAUCGGGAUGCCAUGGGCUUUGGGAGGGAUGAUAUUCGGAAGUUUAGGAGGAAUCCGUGUUUUUUUAAUGGUGGGGAAGUGAAGAAGCCUGGUCAGAUGAUAUCCAAAGGGCAUAAGAAUUACGACUUGAUGCUCAAUCUUCAAUUGGGUAUCAGGUAUUCAGUCGGGAAACAUGCUUCGGUAAUUAGGGACCUAAAGACUACCGAUUUUGACCCAAAGGAGAAGUUCUGGACUCGAUUCCCACCCGAAGGAUCCAAGGUUACACCUCCACAUCAAUCCGGGGAGUUUCGAUGGAAAGAUUAUUGCCCGAUUGUGUUUAGACAUUUGAGGGAGUUGUUUCAAGUGGAUCCUGCAGAUUACAUGUUAGCAAUAUGUGGUAAUGAUGCUCUUCGUGAGCUUUCUUCACCGGGGAAAAGUGGGAGCUUCUUUUACUUGACACAAGAUGAUCGGUUUAUGAUCAAAACUGUUAAAAAGUCUGAAGUUAAGGUUCUAAUCAAAAUGCUGCCAAGUUAUCAUCAGCAUGUUUGUCGUUAUGAGAAUUCUCUUGUCACAAAGUUUUUCGGUGUCCAUUGUGUCAAACCCGUUGGCGGCAUAAAGACUCGGUUUAUUGUGAUUGGCAAUCUGUUUUGUUCGGAGUAUCGUAUCCAUAGAAGAUUUGAUCUUAAAGGAUCAUCACAUGGGCGUACGACUGAUAAACCCGAAGAAGAAAUUGAUGAAACCACCACACUUAAAGAUCUUGACCUCAACUAUGUGUUUCGCCUUCAAGAAAACUGGUUCAAAGAACUUAUCAAACAAAUCAACAGAGAUUGUGAGUUUCUGGAAGGCGUUAGAAUAAUGGAUUAUAGUCUUCUAGUUGGCAUGCACUUCCGUGAUGAUAAUACAGGCGACAAAAUGGGAUUAUCUCCGUUUCUGCUGCGGAAUGGAAAGAAUGAUUCAUACCAAACUGAAAAGUUUAUGCGCGGGUGUCGGUUUCUUGAAGCUGAGUUACAAGACAUGGAUCGUGUUCUGGCUGGCCGAAAACCGUUGAUCCGGCUGGGAGCGAAUAUGCCAGCUCGAGCCGAGCGGAUGGGCAGGCGAAGUGAUUUUGACCAAUAUACCCCUGGAGGAUUCAACGGUUUGACACCUUCAAGAAGUGGUGAAACAUACGAGGUAGUUCUCUACUUUGGAAUCAUUGAUAUUUUACAAGAUUAUGAUAUUAGCAAGAAGCUUGAACAUGCAUACAAAUCGUUACAAGCGGACCCUACAUCUAUCUCGGCUGUGGAUCCAAAGCUUUAUUCCAAACGGUUUCGUGAUUUCAUAAGCAGAAUCUUUGUAGAAGACAGGUGAUCGGGUAGGUUCAAUCACAAACUCUUUGAAUCUAGACAUCUAGCGAUCGCUAAUCAAAUCAUUGGUUCAUGCCGAGUUUUGCAACAUCAGCAGACUUGAGAGGGGACAAUGACAGGUCGGGAGGUUGUGGAGUUGUUUGUGUACAUGUUGGGUGAGGGAGAAUUGGAUUAUUAUAUGUUUUUUCUUGAACAUUUUUGUGGGUAGGAAGAAAUAUGUGAAGACAUUAAAACAAAGGUUAUAGGAAUUAGGUGGUGUUUGAGAAUAAGUGAAAAUGUACAGGGUGGUGUUAUAGAGUGAAGCCAAACCAUGGUGGCAAUUUCGUAAUUUACAUAUACUGGAAGGUCUAUUUUGAUAAAUAGUCAUAGUUUUUAUGCUCUGAAA